AACUCCGCAUGUCAACUUGUUCGAGAGCGAUCAGGCUUGUAGAUUCAUUCGAAGGUUCCAUUAGCUGCCGUAGAAAUUUCGCGAGUGUGUAUACGUUGCGCGGUGUUAGAGCAUCGAGAGUUUGUAUGAUUUUCCUCAAGAAGAUGUGCAGCUGAGUCGGGGUUUUUGGGGAGAUUUGAAUCGGUGACGGAGUUUGAUGCGCUAUGAUUUGGUGCUAGGCGAGGGAGCGAAGUUGGCGGGGUUUCAUUGUGAGACGUUGUGAGUGAGUGAAGUCGCUUGCAUUGGAAUCCGGAAGUUGCGACGCAGUCUGGAUCAGCUUGGGAGUGGGGCUAAUUGGUCAUAGAUUGUUGGGAUUCUGGGAAAUUUUUCGGGUGCAGACCCGGGAUUGAGUUUCUUAGGCUCUGUGGUAGGGAUUAGGUUACAGAAUGGCUAGGGCGAUGAUUGAUGAUGGCGCAGUGCCUAUGCCUUGUGAGUUGCCAAUUCAACAACCGCCGUAUUAUAUGGUUUCGCCGCCUGUGUCUCCAAUUCCUCAGCACUCUGGAGCCCCGCAAUACGUUUACUAUCCAAAUGCUUCCUCUGGUUAUGGCGUUCCUGUGUCUAAUGCGGUGGCAUUACAAGAUUAUUAUCACCCGUAUCCUGUGUAUAAUAUUCUACCUCCGGAUGCUCGACGUAAUGAACUCAGAAUGCAGGACGCAUGUGAAAAUGCUACGAGACAAGAGAAGCAACCGAGGGUUCCAAGAGUUCAGCCAGUUCCUCAGCAAUGGAUUUACCCCCCCGCGCACUUAACUCCUGACGGAGCUAUUGUUGGGCAGCCGUUGCAAGUCCAUAGAUAUCCCAUGUAUCGUGUGGACGAUGCACCUGAUACGAGUCACUUGCGUUCAGAUCCGAGCGGAAUUCAGUUCGUAAAUAGUUACGGAGUUCCAUUGACUCCAAAAAUAUCUGCUCAGGGGCAGAGUCCUGCCAUUGCGAUGAGUGGCUCCCAGCCAUACAUCCUCCCUGCUCCCCAACCCGGGAUGCAAUGGAAGCUGGUGCCGAUUGCAGAUCCUGACCCCGAGAAAUUCCCAGGGAUGAUUCCCAAGGCAAUGCCGGCAGCGUCUAAGGCACCUUUGAUGCUCAUGGCGUCACCGGGAAGUGAGAAUGCCACCAACGAUUGUGCCAAGCCGGACUCUUCGCCCCUGAAGCUGAAGAUUGGUGACGACGUCCAUCCUGCCAAGUCUGAAGAUCCGUAUAGUCAAAUUCUUUCACUUCUGUUUCCGAAAUCGGGAGCAAAACAUGAGGUAAGAGAGGACGUAAAGGUUGAUGGUCCCUCGUCACCAAAAACAGUGAGUAAAAUUGUAUCUGAAAAGCUGGGUGAAAAGGAGAAGGUAGAACCUACCAUCCCCAAGUCUAUCAGGAUAAUUCCUGUAACGGAUCCCCCAGAAGAGAAGUCUGUUGCGGACCCUACGAAAGAGAAAUCUGUUGCGGAACCUUCGAAAGAGAAGUCUGUCUCUCAAGUGAAGAAGUCGAAGAAGUCAUCCGCGCCAGUACUCAAACCCAUUAAGCUGGUACCGUCGCUAGAUUUUGUAAAGAAGAAAGAUAGUAAUCAUGCAAAUGGAUUUAAGGAGGAGAAGCAGGUUGCUCCUGGAAAUCAUGCUAAACCUGAAUCUCAUCAGAUACCGUCACAUGAUCGUGCGAAAGAGGAGGUACCUGCAAGGAAAGCCCCGAUGGGGCAGGCACAUGAGGCUGCACCGAAGGCGGAGGUCGUAGUGACGAGUGCAAAAGAAAAGCCAGUAUCACCAAAGAAAGUGACAUCUGGAGUGCUGAAAGACAUGGAGUGUGACAUCGCAGAGCCUCAGGGCGCUAAAAAGCAUUCCUCCAAUGUAAAGGUGGCAAUUACUAGUAGCGAGACCGCUGCGAGAGUUAUACAAUCCGUGUGGAGGGGUCACUUAGUGCGACGACAUCAACCGUUGAAGCACUUGCGCGAUAUCGCUCGUGUAAAGCUCAUGUUAAAAGAUUACCAGACUCUCUUGGUGGACAAAAACGAGUUUCUGAAGAAGUGUGUAGAUCCAGUGGAGAGGAACAAAAUUUCCGAAGGACUCAUGAGCUUGUUAUUGCAACUUGAUAGCAUACAGGGAGUUGAUCCAGUUGUUAGAGACAUUCGCAAGUAUACUUCCAAGGAAGUUUUGAAGUUGCAAAGCGAGGUGGAUGCUGCUACUCAAGUUGUCAUCGACAAGGCUGACCAUGUGUCAACUGAAUUGAGCAUGCUAGCAAAAAGUACUGAUGUGGCCAACAACGAUUUUGCUGUAAAUCAGGAGUCCAAUUCAGCAGAACCAAGUCAUAAUGUUGAUUGUCGGGAUGCUCCCGUGAGCAAUGGCGAGGAAAUGGUGAUGACUAGGUCAGAGGAAACUGAGAACAAGAUUCACUCUUCAGAGCCGAUUGAGAUUUGUAAAGAUAGAGACGCUCUUGUUAGUGAUGACACGGGAAUGGUGAUCAAUGAGCGGAGUGAAACUGCGUGCGAGACUCAACCUAUCGUCCCACAAAACAAUACAGGUCAAACAGAAGAGCGUGUAGGGGACCUACUACGAAAGCUUUUGAAUAGGCUACCCGAUUUUGAAAGUCACCAGGAACCCGAGACAGUGAAUAAAAGGGAGACCUUGAUAGAUGCAGAUGAUUUGACACUGAUAUCUGAGGUGGUGAAGAGGCUCUCUGUUUUAGAGGAGCAGCGAAGUAUCGACACAGAGAAAAAACAGCUCAACGAACGUGAAUUGCCCCCUCAGCUCCUUGCUCCGGGACUUCUUUACAAGGGAGAAGAACUGAUAAUGUCAGACACUAGUUCUUCUGCAAACUUUAGUGGCGAAGGUCUUCACUCGAACAUUUCCGUUGGGGUGGAACUCACUGGAGAAAGUGGCAAAUCAAGCGACGCUUCGGGUAAAGAAGACAAAUUGCUCAUUCCUGAACCUGCAACAUCUCCAAGCGAAUCGGAGCUCCAUAACUUGAGGAAGGGCACCUCGGAUGACCCGGAUGCGGCAAUAAAUAUUUCAGAUGACAUGAUGAACCCAGCGCAAUCUACACCAGAUGAGGAGAGUGGUGGGGGUCAAAAUGCUCAAACCAUCAAUGCCACGAUUUUGCAAGAAAAAUUAGGUGUUGGGAACGGUUCACUUCCUAAACCAAUGAAUCUGGAUGCAAUCGCUGAUGUGACGGAAAUUCCCCAUUGUGUGAUUGUUGGAGACCAGGAGGAUAUUGAGAGAGAACAAAAACGAGAUAAUGAUGAAGAGUCACCAGCAGUGCGCAAUUUCGCGGAAUCUGGUAUCUUACCUAGAGAAGCUGAUCCGAAUUCUAUCGGCCGGAACAGUGACACAGACAUUCUGGAAAGAGAUGUUGCAAUUCGACCUGAAUUCGAAGGAGAGGAAACUUCGUUAUCUUUGCAUUCAAAUCAGUGUGAGACUGAUAACCAGAGCAAUACGUCCUGUCCAGAACACAAGUUUGGGAGCAAUGAACUUGUGAGACACGAAAGUAACGGAGACAUCAAAACAGAUCAAGUAUCUGCUUUGGUAUUUUCGGAAGAGAGUAAUGAAAAUAAUGUGGCAGUUGAUGAUGAGGCUUCUGAUAAUGCAACAGGUCUCGAUUCAACUACAUCCUUUGUUAAUGAGGUUUUUGGCGUGCCAGAGGGAGAAUCGACGAUUGAUGGAGCCCCACAGCAACUUACGACAGCAGAUGGUGUGCUCGGGUCACCCAAUGUUGAAACGUUUGAUUCAUCCCAAAAAGGGCAGUUGUCGUUAAAUGAAGAGAAUGAGAAGGACAACAAGACUGAGGAUGACAUUGAUAUAGAGAAUGGUCCGCAGUUAAGUGUGGCUGCUUGCGUCGACGCGGAGCAUUUGGGUAUUCCAUGUAAUGAUUCUUCAUCAUCGCAGAACUCACUUGAUGGUAUCAGCAGGUCACGAUCGGGUAUAGAGGUAAUUCCGGUGGUAGGAUCAAAUUCUUUUGGAGGAGUGGUUGAGUCGGGCACCUCUGAGUCGGAACCACAAAUGGGUGUCGCAAAAUCCUCUGACCAGUCUGUGGUACCAGAGAGCGUCGAUGUAACUGAGGGAGUGAACGUUCAAACUUCAGAUAAGUGCCUCACACCUGAGAAGAAAAUAACUGAGACUAACAGUCCAACUUCAAUCUUGGAUACUGCAAAUGCUCUGCAUUCUGUGGAACUUAUAUUUACUGAGAGCACCACCGACAUUGUGCGGGACGAAUCUACUUCCGAGAUGCCUUCAAUUGUGGCUACCAUGGCGAUGCAAGAGUCAACUCAAAAUUCUCCUUCAUCUAUAGAAGAUUUGCAGCAAGAAUCGACUAUUUCCCAUCUCCAAAGCCCUAACCUUGAAGAACAAGUUUCCGUCAGUGACCAAUUAACACAAUUAGAGUCUGCAAUCUCCGAUCUCCAGAACCUCAACAAUAGAGGUCAAGGAUACCUCGACAACCUCAAUCCUGCAGAGGAGCUGCGGGAUGCGAGAUCGUCGAUGUCUUCUCAUUCUCCCACAUCAAAGAGAAUCGCAGAGGAUAUUCACAUUCCCAAUCCAAUCUCAUUGAGUGCAGGCGCUCUACAUGUUCUGAGAGGCUCGGCAUAUCGUAUGGACGAAUCUGAAAAUCACAGCCUAACCACCAAUUCUCCAUCAUCAGAUUCUGAAAGUUCACAAAAAAAUCUCACGCAGCACUUGAUCGAAGAAAAUACAAUAUUGAAAGCAGUCCUUCGAGAUGUUCUAAAGUGGAGUCAGUGGCAAAGCUCGGCAACGAUGCGUCUUCACAAAAUGAUCGAGAACCUCGAACACAAAAUCCCCAGUAGCCGACACACUCCGAAGAGGAGGGUUAAGACUGCUAAAUUAUGCGGAUUGCCGAAACGAAAAUAUGAACUUUGAACUUCACCUUGUAGAGUAGCUUUGUACAUAACGAUUCACGAAGGUAUUUAUUUCGUAGUUCAUAGAUUACCAAUUAUGCCGGGAAACUACUGUAAUAUAACCUUUCAACUUGAUUAGAUUUUUUUUUACAAUUU
Molecule: messenger RNA, 5011 nt
Organism: Physcomitrium patens
Lineage: Eukaryota; Viridiplantae; Streptophyta; Bryopsida; Funariales; Funariaceae
Biological process (GO): protein folding
Molecular function (GO): protein-folding chaperone binding
Source: RefSeq, a predicted model, not a curated record